Molecule: messenger RNA, 6520 nt
Organism: Liolophura sinensis
Lineage: Eukaryota; Metazoa; Mollusca; Polyplacophora; Chitonida; Chitonidae
Product: annexin A4-like
Exons: 15
Coding region: 128-1777 (549 amino acids)
Cellular component (GO): cytoplasm; plasma membrane; nucleus
Molecular function (GO): phosphatidylserine binding; calcium-dependent phospholipid binding; calcium ion binding
Source: RefSeq, a predicted model, not a curated record
CACUACGCGAAGGGAUAUAACUCUGCCAAAGUGUUUCCAACGCGAACUGCGGAAGAAAAUACGGACGAACGUAAAUUAUUAUCACCAAGGACAGUGUGAUCACUGCUGUAGCCAGCAUCAUCUAGCAAUGAGUUACCCAUAUGGAGGUCCCCCAGGAGGGUACCCAGCUCCUGGAGGUUACCCAGCACAGGUAGGAUACCCAGGUGCCACAGGAGGAUACCCAGGGGCAGCACCAUCCUACCCAGGGGCACCCUCAUCAGCCCCAGGAGGUUAUGGAGUUUCUAUGCCAACCCCAGAGACUGCCAUGACAGCUGCCUAUGACUCCAGUGCGUAUGGUGCAGGAGGCCUCCCCUAUGCCCCACAGCCUGGCAUAGGCUUUAACAUGGGCGACCCUGCAGGAGGGAUGGGGGCUCAACCUAUGCAGAUGCCUGGAGCACCAGGUUAUCCAACUCAGCCUGGCUACCCAUCGGUUCCAGGUGGUUAUGGGGCCAUGCCUCCAGCAGGGGGAGGUUACCCAGGGAAUGCUGCCCCACCCAUGGGAGGCUACCCAGGGGCUGGUGUUCCUCCAGGAGGGAUGCCCUCUGCUCCACAGCCCUAUCAAGUUCAGAGCCAGGGCCCCCCUGGGGGUUACACACCCUCUGCUCCCUCUUACCAGCCAUCCCCCCAGCCAACAUAUAACACAUCUCAGGCAGGCUACCCACAGCUGCCCACACAAGGGCAACCAGCCUACAACAACUACCAGCAACCUUCACACACAUCUGCUCCAUCAGCCAGCCAAUUUCCUCCUAGUUCUAUGAACUCGCAAUACAACUAUGUUGAAAAGUGUCAAGGCACACUGAAGCCUUAUCCUUCCUUUAAUGCUGAAGAUGAUGCCAAGAAGUUGCGUAAAGCCAUGAAAGGAUUAGGAACUGACGAGAAAGCUAUUAUAGAUAUUCUAGCCUACCGAUCCAAUGCUCAACGUCAGCAGAUAAAAGGCCUCUAUAAAACCUGUUUUGGCAAGGACUUGAUGAAUGAUUUGAGGAGUGAACUGGGUGGAAGAUUUGAAGAUUUGAUUCUAGCAUUGAUGUUGAAACCAGAUGAGUAUGACGCACAGGAGUUAAGAAGAUCUAUGGCGGGCGUAGGUACAGAUGAAGACUGUCUGAUAGAAAUAUUGUGUAGCAGAACUAACAAAGAAAUACACAAUAUAGCAACAGCAUACAGAGCAAGAUAUGGGAAGAAUUUAGAGAAAGACAUAAUCAGUGACACCUCUGGUCAUUUCAAGAGAUUGAUGGUAUCCUUGGCAAAUGGUGGUAGAAUGGAGAAUCAGAACGUAGAUUUGAACAAGGCCAGAGCCGAUGCACAGAACCUUUACCAAGCUGGGGAGAAAAGGUGGGGAACAGAUGAGUCCCAGUUCAAUGCCAUCCUGGCAUCACAGAGCUUUGCCCAGCUCAGAGCUGUGUUUGAUGAGUACCAGAAACUUACCGGGAAGGACAUUGAGAGGUCCAUUGUCAGCGAAAUGUCUGGAGAUCUAGCCAAGGGAAUGUUAUCUGUUGUCAGGGUUGUCCGCAACAAACACAACUAUUUUUGUGAUAAACUGUACCAUUCAAUGAAGGGAAUGGGCACAGAUGACAGGACAUUGAUUAGGAUUGUAGUGACAAGAGCUGAGGUCGAUAUGGUGCAGAUCAAAGACCUUUUUCACAAAAAGUAUGGACAGUCACUGGAAAAAUUCAUCAGGGACGACACGUCAGGUGACUAUCGCCGAGCCUUGCUGGCUCUCAUUGGAGGAGGAACAUUCUAGGAGAGAACAUGUUUGCAGAGCAACUCAAGAGCUUACAACUCAGCCUGGAACCAUAGUAGUCAGCUUGUUUUCCUUACCUGUUGAUUAGAAGACAGUCAGAUAUUAAUUCAGUCUUCUUGUCUAACAAGGCAGCUAAUGUCCCAGAAUCCUUCACCAAGCUAUACUUAUAAGGCUCUGAGGCCGAGGUUUCCUAAAUAUCCUUGUCUGAAACUUGAUUGAUGAGUGAAAUCUGACAAUUUUUUUUUUUGAUGUUUAGGCAUCUCAAUUCUUUGCCUUUUAAGUUACCCACAAUGUAUUAACACUUCAAGCAAACAGAAUGUUGCUUUAUAUUUUGUAAUCUUGUACAGUUCACUGGUUAUUAUUUGGACAGACUUUUGUUUAGAUGGUCACCUUAAGACUGUGCAAGUAGAUUUCUCUCUUAUGCUUAAAGUGAACAUAAAGUCUGCCACUACAUAUACAUAGCAAAAAUGAUACAGGACACAGUUAUCACAGAAAAAUUAGUUUUGAGUCUUUUUAUCAUCAGAUAAGUUCACGCUAAACUUUGUACCUGAUGAGUUCGUAGGAGUUUUAUUGCACAAUAAACUGUGGGUCCUAGUGUAAAAGGACUAAUUAAGUUUUGAAAGCUGAGAAGAUGAAGUUCAGCAGUCGGGCUUUGGCACUGACAGACAAUUCACUCCGAGUAGGUAUGUUGUAGGAGACCUUAUGAACUUGGCCUAUAACUAGCGUUGUAAGCAUCACGUGAUAAUUAGCUGUAACGUCAAAAAACUUAUUAGCUCUCGAUUGUGGGUGUGAUUUCCUAUAGUGGAGAGACAUAUAUUGAUGCAAUAAAUUGGAUUUUGUGGGUUUAAGUGUUAAAUUGAUGCGUUUUGAACCACACAUUUAUGAGCAGGGAACUGAGAACUGCUGCCCCUUUCACAAUGCGUACAUAUUGGGCAGGAUGCUACAGUAACUUCUCAGUCUGAGCUGGUAAGAAAACUACCUCGUGAGAGUCUUUGCUUGAAGAAAAAUGUUGUGACCUUGCAUCAUUUUUCCUUAGCAAAAUCAGACUUGUUAUGAAAAGAUCUUCCCUAAAUCUGAAUGAAAGGGUCUGCUGUCAAUCAGAAGGUCCUGAUGUGUUCGGUAAAUUCCCUGAAGUCUGAACAGCCAACUAGGCCAAAUGCUUACGCCCAUGCAGGACAAGGAUUAGCAGGGCUGCUAAAACACAACGCUUGUGUACACAAACGUCGCCCUGAACAAGUGCCAAACUAAAAGAAACAUCGGCCCUUUGAACACAGAACAGAGCUGAUACUCUUUGGUUGGGUAUCAGGCGUUUUUGAUUGUAUUUUCUCACUGUUACAUUGUUUAAUACUGAUGGUACAUAGAGCUCCUUAGUUUUGUGACGUCACUCUAGAUAGCUGAAACAUGGCAAAAUGGCGUUACCAAAUGAGUGGCUAGGUACUGACGAUUGUUUGCUAUUUUCUUUGUUGAUAAGCGAUGUAGAAUUUUAGAACAUUUCUGGAAUACUGCUUUAUUAAUUAAUUCAGCUUGAGUGGCUGACUUUAUGUUUGUUUUAAUUAAACAUUCAUAAUUAUGGACGUUGUUCUUUGUUACUUCGCUGUGUUUAGCUCAUGAUUUCUAACAGAAGUGAUGUCACACUGUGUAGUUUAAAAAUCUACCUUUGUCUUUGAAAGAUGUUACAACAAUGAUGAAUGGGGGCCGGUAAGUUCUAAAUAAUUUACAUGUACAGUCAAUCUACCACAGUUUUAUUGGCAUAAUGUGAAAGAUGGUAAGAGUAUAUGCCAGGAGUGUGUCUUAAUCUCAUUACUCAGUGAUGAAUUUGUAUCGGUAUAUAUAUAUAUGUAAAUGUUAUCUUUCAUAAUCAUGUUUGUCUGCUAUACAAUCCCAUUUGAUCAUAUGUGUGCAAGUGUGUGUAUGCUGGACUUCUGAUUUGUUUUUAAAUCACAUAGUGUAAUAAACUGAAAGCACUUUAACAACAUUUAGUGUAGUCAGAAAGGUCGAAGAACGAAAACCCAUGAUAUCUUUAAGGAGACCGGCCUAAGCCGUUUUAAAUAUAUGUUAAAACUGAAUAUUGUCAAAAAAUGUGUGUUGUCAAGUGUGUUUUUUUUUUGUUUAUUUUUACCAAAAUGUAUGGAAGACUGAUGUGUUAUGGAGGUAAUGCAUGCUCUAAUUACGUCAGAUUUUAUUAUAGGGGAUGUGUAAAAAUGUAAAGUCUCCUGAGAAGUAGAUAGGAAUAGGCAGGAUCGAGAAGUGUGUUGGUGACAUUGUAAGAGAUGGAUGAGCCCAAGAGACUUUGAUGAGAAGAGUAUAUUAACAUGUUGUAUUUGUCUCAGCAUAUUGUUACUCAUCACUCUUCAAGGCACGUUAUUUUUGUUGUGGAGGAAGACUGAAAUGAUUUUUGAUACAGCACAUGGAUGUAUUACAUCAUGAUACAUUUAUAUGUAUUUAUUCCUCCCACCAUAAUGCUGGCAUCUGCGGAUGGUCGUGGGUUUCCUGCUGGUUCUGCCAGGGUUUCUCCCAUUAUAAUCCAGGCAGUCAUUGUUUAAGUGAAAUAUUUGUCAGUAUGGUGUAAAACACCAGUCAAAUAAAUAAAUUUAAACGUAUUUAGACUGGUUAUAAAGUGUUGUCCAUUUUUUUUGUAAUUUCAGGGAUUUGGUGGAAAAUUUCAGAACUGAUAUAUUGCCAUGAAUAUAUGUUUACACAAGACAGACACUUGAGUUUCAAAAGAUACUCAUGAAAAGAAUAUUGUUUUCCAAGUAUGGCAUAAAAACAUCAAUCAAACAAACUAACAAAAACAGAAAACUACUGUCUUACAUGAGUUGUAUGGUGGCAUAAAAACUGAAGGUGAAUUUCAAUGGUAUACUCCACAAAGUGCUACUCUCUAGCAUUGAUUGAUACAUUACACAAAUACAGGAAUAUGGUGAUACACUUAUUUUUCAGCUCUCAACAGUGUUGUUUUGAUCUUUUAAUAUUUGUUAUUGGGGCAGUAUGAGUGACAUAAAAAGCCUCCUACAUGUAGUGUACGGUUGAUAUUCAGUUUAAGGUGAACUGCAACACUUUCAAUUUUCGCCAAAAAUUACAUUAUAAUAAUGCAGUGUAAUGUUGUAUAGAAAAUGUCCAUCACUUAUCUCUGUUUUCAGAAUGUCACAACGUCAGUGGUGGAGACGAUCAUUCAUGUUUGCGAAAAAUGUAACAAUUUUAUUGAGGUCCUUGAGAGUCUGAUGAAUGAAUCAUGGCCAUAUUGCCAUCACAACGUUCCCAAAUCCAAGAGAGACAAUCCAUGGCGUUUUGAACAAAUUAAAGCCAGUCUGGAUUUGGGAAGUUUAUUUCUGACCAAACAGAAGGUACAAAUUGCAUAGACAUAUACAAGAUAAUAAAAACAUUUCAAUCAUCACCAUGUAUUUACUCUGAUAACUUCCUGUUACAAAUCUGAAGCCAUUGCAGUUCACCUUUAAGUAUGCUUGUGUAUUUGUCAGGUAAGUGUAGCUCUCAGCUAGUAUUUGGCUAGUACAUGUACAUUCACAUUAUAGUGUGAUUAGUUGAUGUAUAAUUCUGUUAAUUUAUAACUCUUUUUAUCAUCAGAUAAAUUCACGCUAAACUUUGUACCUGAUGAGUUCAUAGGAGUUUUAUUGCACAAUAAACUGUGGGUCCUAGUGUAAAAUUAACUAGGUUAAUUAGAGUCAUUUUUCAUCUGCAUGGAUAAAACAGUAUUUAUGAUUAAAGCAAUACCACUUUCCAGCAUAACAAAUGCAUUUUAAAAUUAAUAAUAUCAGAAUUAGACUGUAAUUACAUGCAUUGCUGUAAAUGUAUUGGAAAAUAAUCAUUAAUAAGCCAUUUGCAAUAUCUGAGCUUAUGAGGCUGAUAUGUACAAAUGAUGUAUCAGAACACACUGGCGUAACAUCGCUUAUUAUGUACUUAAGAUUAUGCUCUGCUGUAGAACAUGUACAGUGUUUUCCACUUACUGCCUGGGAAGUUUAGUUUUAUUGACAGUCCUCACUCUACCUUAAAUGUUACCUGCGCACAUUAUUGUUACAUUGCUGGGCACAAGUGUUAUAGAACUUCAUUAGCCUAUUAUUAUUUUUUAGUUAAAUAAGCAAGUUUCAAAGAGUUGAUAUUACAAAAAACUAAGAGUGGAUUUUAAGGGUGACAAGAUUGGAAUGUGUUGUAUGCCUACAAAGAGCCUGUAAGGUUACAAGAGAAACCCUUUUGAUGUGGCUGUUCCACUUACCAAUCACUUGGACUAUGCUGUCAUUAGACAUGCGGAUGAUGGUGGAUAAAUCACGUGCCUUAAUGAAUACUGAGACUCUGUUAACAUUAAAAAAACAAAUCUGUUAACAUUGCAAACAAAUUGCAAACAAAUUGCUCAAAUACACAAUUUUGAUAUAUUUUUGCCCAUUGUUGUUAGUGUUUGCAACAGUUUGAGUACCGGUACUGUAUCAGUACAUCAUUGAUACAGCCUGUUUCCUUGGAUAUUCAUGUGCCAUGAAUCAAACUGUCUCUGCAUCUGGGGAGUACUGCUGUGUUUACAACCACUUAGUCAAUCAUAUUACAUGUAGUAUGAGAAAGACUAAUCUGACCUGCUGUUUUGCCAUGUUUCUUAGUGUAUCUUUAUAAGGUAAUGAUUUAUGAACUGGAAGUUAAGUGUUCUUUGUAAUUUUUCUUCCUUUUUUUUUAACAUAUAUUUUUAUUUUAAGUCUCUUUAAUGAUCUAUUUAACAGUGGAAUAAAGUGUUGCUGAUAUCCUCUA